GAUUGCAGAGCAAGGAGGGAAGCUUGAGCUGUUUGGAGAACAUUAUUUUCUUUUUUGUUUCUGAAGGAACACAGAACAUGUUUAAACUCCUGUUUUUGAUGAUGGCUCUCGAUGUUGGGGGCCAGUUGGUUUCAGGUCAAUUGUCAGCAUCCAAAGAAGGGCAAAUUGUCAGUCAGAUACAGGAGACCAAUCAAGCUCUGUCUGAAAUCAAAGAACUCUUAAAGCAACAGAUAAAGGAGAUUAUUUUUCUGAAGAACACGGUCAUGGAGUGUGAAGCAUGCGGGAUUCGGAAUGACCGGGUCGCCCCCACAAAGCCAACCCCCCGACAGACCUGUGUGCCGAGCCCGUGCCACCCUGGCGUGCCGUGCGUGGAGACGGCUGCAGGGUUUAAGUGUGCCGCCUGUCCCAACGGCAUGCUGGGAAACGGAACACACUGCACUGAUAUUGAUGAGUGCACUAUGAGCCCCUGUCACCCCGCUGUGCGCUGCAUUAACACGGCUCCCGGAUUCCGCUGUGGCCCUUGCCCUGCUGGAUACUUGGGGCCCACCUUGGAAGGAGUUGGCCUGUCCUUCGCAAGAGCAAACAAGCAGGUUUGCAGUGAUGUGGAUGAAUGUGAGAACGGACACAAUGGGGGCUGUGUUGCCAAUUCUAUCUGCUUCAACUCACAGGGAUCUUUUAGUUGCGGCCCCUGCAAAUCAGGAUAUAUUGGAGACCAGAGACAAGGCUGUCGGGCAAAGCAGGGCUGUAUGAAUGGACAGGCCAGCCCCUGCCACAGGAACGCACAGUGCAUCACUCAGAGAGACGGAGCGGUCACCUGCACUUGUGGUGUUGGAUGGGCAGGGAAUGGCUUCAUGUGUGGAGAAGACACUGACAUUGAUGGAUUCCCUGAUGAGAAGCUGUCGUGUCCGGAGACAUUCUGUCAGAAGGAUAACUGCCUGACCGUGCCGAACUCAGGCCAGGAGGAUGCGGACAGUGAUGGGAUUGGAGAUGCCUGUGAUGAGGAUGCUGAUGGAGACGGGAUAUUGAACACGGAGGAUAACUGUGUGCUGGUCCCCAAUGUGAACCAGAGGAACGUGGAUCAGGACGACUUUGGCGACGCCUGCGAUAACUGCCGACUCAUUAACAACAACGACCAGCAGGAUACUGACAGGGACAGCAAGGGGGACGCCUGCGAUGAUGACAUAGACGGGGAUGGAAUCCGGAAUGCUCUUGAUAACUGUGAGAAGAUUCCGAACACGGAUCAGCGGGACAGAGACGGGGAUGGAGUUGGGGAUGCCUGUGACAGCUGCCCUGAUGACAGGAAUCCAGACCAGCUGGACGUGGACAAUGAUCUUGUUGGAGACUCAUGUGACACUAAUAAGGACAGUGAUGGGGACGGGCACCAGGACUCUCUGGAUAAUUGCCCCAUCGACAUCAACAGCUCCCAGCUGGACACGGACCGGGACGGGCUGGGAGACGAGUGUGACGACGAUGAUGAUGGAGACGGAAUUCCAGACGAGCUUCCUCCCGGACCUGACAACUGCAGACUCAUUCCGAAUCCCAGGCAGGAGGAUUCCGAUGGGGACGGUGUUGGUAAUAUAUGCGAGCAUGACUUUGACAAUGACACAGUUAUAGACACCAUUGAUGUGUGUCCGGAGAAUGCUGAGGUCACACUGACAGACUUCCGAGCCUAUCAGACAGUGAUCCUUGACCCUGAAGGAGACGCCCAGAUUGAUCCCCACUGGGUGGUUCUCAAUCAGGGUAGAGAAAUUGUUCAAACGAUGAACAGUGACCCUGGACUGGCAGUUGGCUACACUGCCUUCAACGGGGUGGAUUUUGAAGGGACGUUUCACGUAAACACAGUCACGGACGACGACUACGCCGGAUUUAUUUUCGGAUACCAGGACAGCUCCAGUUUCUAUGUGGUGAUGUGGAAGCAGGUGGAGCAGAUCUACUGGCAGGCUAACCCUUUCAGGGCAGUGGCUGAUCCUGGGAUUCAGCUCAAGGCUGUGAAAUCGAAGACUGGCCCUGGAGAAAACCUACGAAACUCUCUGUGGCACACCGGAAACACACCGGAUCAGGUGACGCUCCUGUGGAAAGAUGCUCGAAACGUGGGCUGGAAAGACAAGACGUCCUACCGCUGGUUCCUACAGCACCGGCCACAAGAGGGUUACAUCAGAGUGAGGUUUUAUGAAGGCCCUCAGAUGGUUGCAGACACCGGCAUCAUCAUUGACACGACGAUGCGAGGAGGCCGUUUGGGAGUCUUCUGUUUCUCACAGGAGAAUAUCAUCUGGGCAAACCUGCGCUACCGCUGCAACGACACUCUCCCUGAAGAUUUUGACACAUACAGAACUCAACAGGUCCAAUUCCAGGGUUGAAGAUUGGACAGACAGAACAAGGCUGACAAUCCUUUAAAAUCGCAUUUUUAAGCAACUCACCAGUCUGUUUUUGGCAAAGUUAUAAAACCAUUAAAACUAAACACAUUAGUAUAUUGCUGCUGGUUAAUUUGUUGCCAAUUCUACCCUGUUCACGGAACUGUUUGUAUCAGAUUAUGUAAUGAAAUGUUUGUUUCUUA
Molecule: messenger RNA, 2554 nt
Organism: Polyodon spathula (Mississippi paddlefish)
Lineage: Eukaryota; Metazoa; Chordata; Actinopteri; Acipenseriformes; Polyodontidae
Product: cartilage oligomeric matrix protein
Exons: 19
Coding region: 78-2357 (759 amino acids)
Biological process (GO): cell adhesion
Cellular component (GO): extracellular region
Molecular function (GO): calcium ion binding
Source: RefSeq, a predicted model, not a curated record